Molecule: messenger RNA, 1923 nt
Organism: Patiria miniata (bat star)
Lineage: Eukaryota; Metazoa; Echinodermata; Asteroidea; Valvatida; Asterinidae
Product: E3 ubiquitin-protein ligase TRIM56-like
Exons: 2
Coding region: 1-1923 (640 amino acids)
Biological process (GO): positive regulation of DNA-templated transcription
Cellular component (GO): nucleoplasm; chromatin
Molecular function (GO): ubiquitin-protein transferase activity; zinc ion binding
Source: RefSeq, a predicted model, not a curated record
AUGGCGACUGGACCUGCAGUAAGUUCAGCUUUAGAGACGAUCGGCAGACAUCAUUUUGAGUGCAGCAUCUGCCAAGAGAGAUACCAACAGCCUAAGAUACUGGAAUGCCUGCAUAGCUUUUGUGAGCAAUGUCUGCUGAAAUACUGCAGCAAGAAGCAUCAGGGCGCUGCAGCGAUUCCUUGCCCUGUGUGUCGACAGGAGACAAAACUUCCCGAGGUGGGGGUGGAAGGUCUGAAAACAAACUUUCAUUUGAUUGGUCUGGUUGAGGAGCUUGAACUUCAGGAAAAGAUAGUGGGAUCGGGUGAUACCUGUCUUUUGUGUGAUGUAUGUGAGGGGGGCAAUGAGGCAACGCAGCGAUGUCUGGAUUGUGGCCACAAUUCGUGCUUAGUCUGCAGCAGAAUACAUCUUCGAUUCCCUUCCUCAUCCAACCACAAUGUAGUUCCGUUGGAGGAAAUUCUUGAGGGAAAGGUUACAAUGACAAAGAUACACCAGAAACAACAUCCGAAAUGUCUUAUUCAUGAGGGCGAAGUGGCACGGUUCUUUUGUACCACUUGUGACAUGCUGAUCUGCCGAGAUUGUACUGUCGUAAACCAUUGCAAACCAGAACACUCCUACAUUGAGAGGGACGAGGCAACAUCGACAUACAAGCAAUCUUUGGUUCAACUGUUUCCUCCUCUUGAAAACACUAUAACAGAACUCCAGAAAUCUCGAGAGAAAGUCUCAAGAACGAAAGAAGAUUUGGGUGUCACAGUUAAGAGGGUCAUGACAGAAGUGCAGGACAGAGCAGCUGAGAUGCGAGCAGAGGUAACGGCUCAAGAAAAUCGCAUCCUUGAUGACAUCAAAAACAUCCAAACAGAUCGUGAACAAAAACUGGAAGAGUAUGAGAAAACUAUGGGCUUGACAGCGGAGAGAUUUCAGUAUUCACUCGAUACGGCUAAAGAGGUGACAAGGACUGCAUCAGAUAGUGACUUUCUCUCACUCUAUUCCACAGUCAGCAAAGACUUAAAAUUGCUGGCAGAUCAUAGUAUGCCUAAAGUGGACAACAGGCUCGCAUUCCUGAAGUUCAAGCAGAGUGAGGGUGUUGGUGGUAUCAGUCUGGGUGAGGUGGUGGUGGAAGACAAAUGGGAGCUGUGUCGGGAGUUUGGUAGAAAUGGAAGCGGUCCAGGAGAAUUCAAUAUGGCUUGGGAUGUUGCUGCUCGUCAACCUGAUGAGGUUGCAGUGACUGACUGCACCAACAAACGAGUUGUGAUCUGCAGCAUCGAUGGGAAGCAGAAAAGCACGAUCCCAAUGGAAGGAUAUGCACGCGGCAACGCAGCUACACGCAGCGACAAUCGUUUGAUGGUUGUUCAGGAAGGCGCACCCCAUGUGAAGGUGUUCAAAAGCGACAACACGCUGGCAUACAAGUUCCCAACGGUGCCAACGAGUGAGGUUGGUAAAACCGCAGUUGACCUCCGGAGCGUAGCUGUCAAGAAUGAUGGUACCAUUGCAGUGGGAGAUGUGGCGAGGAUGGUAUUGACAGUGCACAGCCCCACUGAUGGUAAGCUCUUACGUACCAUACCAGUCAAGAUUAAACCGUACUUUCUGGCUUUUGACAACAAUGACCGUGCGAUAAUCAGUGACUAUUUAUCACAGACAGUGGACAUUGUCAUUGGCAAUGAUACUACAAAACGUACCAUCAAACCAACCAAUGGUCAAAGAGUAACAUACUGUUGCGGUAUAUGCACUGAUAGCUCAGGUUUCUAUGUUGCAAUGCAUAGUGGUGACAAUACCAUGACGGGUCAUAUCCAUCACUAUGACCCUCAAGGUGGCUUCCUGCAGUGCAUUGCGCAGGGUCUGCGCUCGCCCUGGGGUAUUACAUUUACAUCUGAUGGGCAGCUGGCAGUGGCUGACCACUUCUCAGUCAAAAUGUAUCACCAGGUGUGA